This is a messenger RNA of Priceomyces carsonii, 1749 nucleotides long. It is a transcript of the gene BFA1, whose product is annotated as Bfa1p. Gene Ontology annotation, biological process: regulation of Ras protein signal transduction; mitotic spindle orientation checkpoint signaling. The record is from RefSeq and is a predicted model, not a curated record. Gene Ontology annotation, cellular component: mitotic spindle pole body; SIN/MEN two-component GAP complex. The transcript has a single exon. Bases 1 to 1749 code for a protein of 582 amino acids. Lineage: Eukaryota; Fungi; Ascomycota; Pichiomycetes; Serinales; Debaryomycetaceae. Gene Ontology annotation, molecular function: GTPase activator activity.
AUGAAGCUCGUAUCUCUCAUGAAAAGUAACAACGGAUUCAUGAAUUCAAGAAGCCGGAAGCCUCUGAGUUUAAGACGGAAGGUGUCUAGAAAUGUUGCUGGAUUGUCACCAGCCGUUCAUGAAACCGAAUCUAAACAAGAUAUUCUAAAGAAAUUUGAAGAUGAUGAUAUGGAGGAUGAUAUUUUUGGAGUCCAGAUGACAUCUGUUGAUGAUAUGGUAGAUGACUUUAAAACAAUACAGAUACCUGAAACUGAACUAAGUACGCUCAAGCUGCCAUUCAAAAAAUCAAUAAAAUUUCAAGAUCAAAUCGAUCAUCAUCUCAACUUAAAACCUAAUCACAGGUCGAGCUUGAAGAAGGCGGAAGGACUGCAAAUAUAUAUAUCGCCUACGGACACUAUAUCGACAUCGUCCCCCAAGUCCUCUUCUGUUUCAAGACAGUUUAAUCAUCGCAAAACGCUCAGCGAUUACAGUGAGAACGACACAGAUGCAACCUCAGAAGUUGUCGAGGAGGAUUUUGAAGAUAUUGAUAUGAUCUUUGGAAAAGAGGAAAGUGGAUUAUAUAAAAAGAUGAAUGAGCGUCUAACAAACAAAAAAAGGGACUUGGAAUAUGGUGCGGAACUUGAAGAAAUAGAAUUGAAAAGAAAGUGGGAGAAUUCACAUCACCAAAAGGAUGAAACAGGUACAUUGAAGCUUAAAGAUUUUAAAAAUUAUAACCAGCGUGAGAAAGAUAUUGAAUUGCUAGGGCAGCUUAAUAGAGAGAAUACUAUAGAUUACGACUAUGUCAAAGAUGAUUAUGAAAACUUUGAGGAAGGCUUUGAGGAUUUCGAUUCUAAUAGAUUCAAAGUUGCGAAGCACUUUGAAGCUCCGAGGUCAUUAAAUAUGAAGAAUUCAAUGCCUAAUUUUGUAUCACUGAGAUCCAGCCAAGGAGAAAAGGCUCAAGGAUCUGAACAGCUUAAAAAAUUUAAGUCUGUCAUUGAAUUGAACAGUGGAGAUAAAGCAAAUAGUGGUGCACAUCCUGUUUUCAAUGAUAACAAUAAGAUUAUACGAAAACUUGACAGAAUACCAUCAUUUUAUAGCAAAGAGAUCAAGGAUAAAAAGGAGAGGCUUCUAAGCAAAUAUAGGGAACAAGCCUACGCAAAGAAAGAACAGGAAACAAACACUUUGAGACGUUAUCUGCAGCCAAAGCGCAAAAAGAAGGUAGGACUUAUUCAAAACUUAAAUUAUCAUCCCAUCGAAUACAAGAAUAUUAAAAUGAAGUAUAACCCAAUCAGUAAGCAAUGGGAGGGCAACGAGAUCGAUUUGAUGAAAUUUGAAAGUCUCCAGAAACCUGCACUUAUUACCAUGAACGAUUUAAACGAUAACGAUAAAAUUAAGAAAACUGCAAGUAUGAUUUACGACAAAGAAAACCUUCGAUGGAUUAAUUUAGAAGAGGACUACGACGAUGUGUUUGAUAAUAUCCCUGAUUUGAACGAUGAGCAUUUAAAUCACUCUCCGGUGAGAGGAAUUAGCACGUAUACCCAAAGAACAACUUCAUCAGCGUCUACGUUAACAAGUGAGGGCAAUAUAGAAAAUGAAAUUUCAUUGUCUCAGAAAAACGUCGAUAAAUUUUUAAAAGAAGAAUCGAGGUUUAAAAGAAAGACCGAGCAUUGGUUUAACAAGGGUGAAACAUAUAUUUUAUCGGACAGAGAGCCUGUAAGAAAUGAUUACUUUUGGGAAAUUAGAAAAUUAGUUAUAGACACUGAUGGGUGA